GUUCUUUGUCUGACCGGUAAAAGCGCAGGAAAUUAUUUAAAAAAUCCUCGUUAGGUAGCCUGGAGCCCAGCACUAAUUCAGUUUCGAUGUUGCAUCUGCCAUGGCAGCAACCCCGUUGUUCUUGGUGAAAAGGCACGGUCGCCCUCUCCCUCGAGGAGCCAUUGAUGGCGGAGAUAGUAGGAACGGCGGUGGCAACCGAGGCGGUGAGCAGAAUAUCAUCGAUCCUCUCCGGCGACAAAGCCAGCCACGAGAUCGCCGAGGGCAGGGCCGAGAGGCUCGAGAUGGCGGUGCUCAAGAUCCGCAGCGUCGUCGCCGUCUCGGAGGACCUCCACAUCUCCCACCCGCCGCUGCUGCAGUGGAAGGCGAAGCUCAAGCGCGUCGCCGAGGAAGGCGACGGCCUGCUGCACGCGCAGUACAAGAAGCAAGCGUUGGGGUGCGAUCGCGUCAGCGAUGAUCCAGCAGCAGCAGCAGGUACCUCGAUCUCCCGGUACUUGAUCCAAGCGGCCAGACGUCUCGCUCCGUUUCGCCGCAAGGAGGCCGAGCUGGACGACGUCACGCUGCGGAGAUUCGAGAGGUUCGCCGACGGCGCGGACAGCUUCUUCAGGCUGGUCGAGUCCGGCGGCCGCCCCAAGGGGUCCAUGUUCUUGCCGUCGCUGACCUGGUCCUUGCUCGCCGGCGAGUCGAUGGAGUUCUCGAUCCGAAGGGGGAGCGGCGGCGGCGACGACCUCGUCAUGCUGUGGCCGUGGCCGGAUACGGGUGUCGAGGAUGACGGGCUGGUGGCGUGCCUCGCCGUGUCACGCGAGGACGAGGCUAUGUGGGAGAAGAACCUGAAGAUGUGCGUCGUGUUCCGGCUGUCGGAAGCAUCGGACAUUCUGGCCAUCGCCGUGGGCUGCUUGGAGCUCCUGCCGCCCCAAUUCGACGCUGCAGGAGUAGCCCUCCGGAGGCUGUUAACUGAAACAAUUGGGCAAAGAGGUGACAGCUCCAGCCUUUCGGAAAGAUCGAGAUGGUGCCGUCGACACAUUCAGAGUCACAGCCGUAAUGAUCGUGAGCCAUCAUCUACGGGUGAUGAGCACAGAGGCACUGGAAUUGGAACAUUACGACCCCAUCAGGUGCUUCAGCUUACUGCUGCUUGUUAUGCCUCACCAUCCAUUGCUGGAUCACUGUCGUGUCCUGUGAAGGCUGGCGUUCCUCUUAAGCUGGUGUACCGUGUGUCUCCCUACUUCUUGCCUGAGAAGCAUUCGAACCAAUUCGAGCUGGUUGAGCAAGAUGAUGCCAGGAAGCUGCUGCCCACAGUUACAGAUGGUUUCUAUGAUGGUCGAGGACAACCGGCGGUGACCUGCGGAAGGCAGAUCUGGUGCCCACAAAGCUCGAUGUAUUGCAAGGUUGCUCCAGAGAUUUCAAAGCCGUUGACGAUGGCGCAGGCGUCCCUGAUGGAAAGUUCUGGUGCCCCUAGCAGGAGGAGAAGCAGGGGCGGAGCCAGGAUUUGAUUAUUGGGGGG
Messenger RNA from Panicum virgatum (switchgrass), 1498 nucleotides. RefSeq lists its product as uncharacterized. The transcript has 2 exons. The record is from RefSeq and is a predicted model, not a curated record. Lineage: Eukaryota; Viridiplantae; Streptophyta; Magnoliopsida; Poales; Poaceae. The coding region runs from base 165 to 1487 and encodes 440 amino acids.